CCCCACCACGGCCAGAUCAACUGGAAGUGGAACGCCAAGCUGAUUAAAGUCCUCUCCACGCUGCUCGAGUCCACGGAGUACAUGCACAUCCGCAACGCCCUCACUCUGCUCUCCCGCGUCGCUGCGGUUUUCCCCGUCACCAAGCGCGGGGGGCUCGUCAUCGAACGCAAGGUGAAUCGCCUCAAGACGGAGGAGCGUCAGGAUCUGAAGCUCAUGGCCACCAGUGUGUCGGCUGCGCUCAAUGCCAAGAAGCAAUCGUGGGUGACUGAUGAGGAGUUCGGAGGAGCGCCUGCUCCCUCUGCCACUCCUCGCGCCGCCUCCCCUGCUCCUCUUGCUGUCUCUCCUGCUGCCGCCACCGCCACUACCACCGCUGCUGUCGCUCCGGCUGCUACUGUCACACCCUCAGCUGCUGCUGCUGGGCGCACUGCUGAGGUUGGUGCUGCUUCCGCUGCUCCUGCUGCUGCUGCUCCUGCUGCUGUUGCCGGUGGUGGUGGUGUUGGUGCUGGUGGGAUUGGAAAGGCUGCUGUUUCUGCCGCUGCUGGUAGUGCCGGUGCUGCUGGCGUCCCUGCUGCUGCUGCUCCCUCUGCCCCUUCUAGUCGCCACCCCACCCCUCCGCCCUCUCGCCGGUCCUCCAUGCCCCCCCUUCCCCCGAGCGCCUCGCCUCCAAGUCCCCCCUCAUCCACGGGGGAAUGGGGGGAGGGGAAGGAAUGCGUGGGGAGAGGCGGGAGGGUUUAGGGGGAGGUAAGCGCGAAGCAGGAGAGGAGAGGGAAGGGGAGAAGGAGCGGGAGAGGGAUGUGAAGGUUAAAGGAGAGGAGGGUGGGUUUAGAGGGCCAGUUGCAUCUGCUCCUGCUGCUGCUGCUGCUGGUGCCGGUGCUGCUUCCCGUGCUGCUGUCGCUGAAGUUGCUAUAAAGGAGGAGCCUUUAACGAGGACAGUGGGACUGACGCACGAGAGGAGGGAGGAGCAGUGGGAGGAGGGGGAGCAGCCACCUCCCGCAAAGCAUAGAAAGGUGGAUGGAGGAGUAGAGGGAGAGAGAGGGGGGCGAGGAGGAGCAGGAGUGAGCGAAAGAGGAGGGGGGGUUGGAGGAGGUGGGGGGAAGGCAGGGAGCAAGCUUUCCCCAGAUGCUGCUCCCUUCGUUCCCGCAGCACAUAGAGGGGGAAUGGGAGGGGCAGAGGGAGAGAGGGUGAGGGAAAGGGAGAUAGAGAUGAAGGGGGGAAGAAGGGAUGAGGAAGUGAGGGAGGGGAGGGAGAAGGAGAGGGAAAGGAGGGGGUCUGGAGGGAGUGGUAGGCACGAGGAAAGGGCAGGGAGGGGGAGAGGAGAGGAGGAGGAGAGAGGAUCCGAUGAAGGCAAAGGGAAGGGUGGGAAAUUGGGAUUCGGGGGUGAGGGGGCAGGUGGCAGGGAGAGCUUGGGUGUUGGUGGGUCUGGUAAGUGGGGCUUUGAGGAGAGAGAGGAGCAUGAGGCUGGGGAGGUGAGGGGGGAGGGAAGGGGAGGGCAUAAGGGGAGGGAGAGUGAUGGGGCGGAGAAAGGAGGGGGGAGAGAUGUGGUUGAGAGGGGGAAGAGAGGGGAGCGGGAGGAUGGGGAGAGGUAUGUGAGCGGGGGGAGGGAUGAGAGGAGUGAGAAGACAGAGAAGGUGGAGGUGAAGGGUAGGGAGAGGGAGAGGGAGAGGGAGAGAGAGGAAAGGGAUGAUGAUCAGUUAAGAGGGUCUGGUUUUGAAAAAGAAAGGGAUGUGGAGGCAGGGAGGGGAAGAGAGAGAGAAGGGAGAGAGAGGGACAGGGUGAAGGAGAGGGAGAGGGAUGAUAAGGGACGGGACCGGGGACGAGGGGAGAGGGAAAAGGAUCGUGAGGCGGAGAGGGAGGAGAAAGAGGGGCGGGAGAGGGACAAGGGACGCGAGAGGAACCAUGAGGAGGAGCGGGAAAGAGAGAAGGUAAAGCUGAGGGAGCGGGCAGUAGAGGAGAAGGAAGAGAAGGAGAAGGAGGAGAGGAUGCGAGAAGAGAGAGAGAGGCUGAGGGCUCGACUAGAGGAAGACAAGCUGGAGAGAGAGAGGGAGAGGGAGAAGGAGAGGGAGAGGGAGAGGGAGAGGGAGAUGGGGAAGGAGAAGGGGAGGGAGAGAAGCAAGGCGGCUGCAGUGGCGGCUGUUGCUGCGGCUGCUGCCGCCACUGCUGGUCGGAUUGCUGGUGGUGGGGUAGGCGGAGGAGAGGGGAGUGGAGAGAGAGGGCCAAGCGGUGUAAGGGCGGUGGUUGGUGGUGGGGAGCGGGGGGUGAAGCGAGCACGGAAGAGUGAUGGCGAUGCAGAGAGGGAGAGAGGCAGGGAGGAGAGGGGGAGGGAGAAGGAGAGGGAGAGGGAGAGAGACAGGGAGGAGAGGGGAAGGGAGAAGGAGCGGGAGAGGGAGAGGGAGAGGGGAGAGGAGACGCCAAGGUCUUAUGAGCGGGAGGGCAGAGGGGAAGGGAGAGGAGGGGAGCGUAGCAGUGGAGGUAGGGGAGGGGACAAGGGGGAGUGGAGUGAGAGGGGGAGUGUGGAGAGGGGAAGGGGGAGAGACAUGGAGGAUACCGGGUUUGGGGUGGAGGGGCGUGGGGACGUGCACGAGUGGGGGGAGAGGGGUGGUGGCACUGGUGUGCGGGAGAAAGGAGGGUCCGAUCGCAAAGGGGACAGGGAGAGGGAGAAGGAGAGAGAAAGGGAGAAGGGAAGGGAGAGGGAGCGAGGGCAGGUUGACAGCACCCCGGAGAGAGAAGUGAAGGAGGAGAGGGUUGGAGGGCGUGAGAGGGAGGCAGAGCACCUGAAGGAGAGGGAGAGAGAGAGGGAGCGGGAGCAUGAGCGUUCGACAGUGAAAGACAGGCUGGGUGAGAGAGGCAGAGGUGGGAGGGAGAGAGGGGAGAGAGGAGAGAGAGUGGGCGGCAAAGAGGAGCUUGGAACGGAGCAGGACCGCGCAUAUGAGAAGGACAGGGGUGAGAAGGAGCGUGGGGAGAGGGAGCGCAGUGAGAAGGAACGUGGUAUUCUUCCGGAGCGAAGCAUUGAGAGGGGAGGGGGGUUCCGCGUGGUGGUGCGGGAUGUGGGGGAGGAGGGGAGGGAGGAGGGGCAUGCGCUGAGGCAAGGAGCGGGGCAGGGGCUUCGCCACUCACUUGUUGUUGGUGUGACUGUACCUGCUCCUGCAGGAGGCCUUAUUCACGAGCCACGUGAUCGAGACCGCGAUUGGGAGAGAGAGCACGACUGGGACCGGGACGAGCGUGACCGGGACAGGGACAGGGAUCGGGACCGGGAGAGAGAGCGGGACCACCUGCAUGACCGGGAGAGUUAUCGCGAGCGGGAUCGCUCGCCAAGGGAGAGCAAGUUCUCCUCUGCGCCGCCUCCAAGGGAGCUCCAGGGCAUGUCUGCCAUGCCACCACAGCCUCCUGCGCUUGCUUCGCAGCUUGUUCCACCUGGCUCCGCGGCUGCUCUCCCUGCAAAACGCAGGAAGAUCAAGCGGGAUCAAAGCCUCAUGCAGCCGCAUGGCGAUGCCAUGCAUGCACCAGGCAGGGCUGGAUCCCCUGUGGCUGCCAUUGCAGCAGGCGGGCCCUCAGCCAUGCCAAUGCCACUUGCUCCUCCCUUCCACUCUGGAGGCGUUCAUCCGUCCUCUCGGGCGCCCCCUGUGGUUAUGGCGUCUGGGAGUGGCCACCGGGGUGGACCUUUGCUUCAUGUGACUUCAACGCUUGAUGACCGUGGGGACAGGCGGUGGCUUGCUGACGCUGGUGGCAGUGGCGGUGGUGGUGGCAGCAGGAGAAUUGCCGAGGUUGAGUUGCCGCCUUCACGUGGCGCAGGGCCUGCUAGGAGCUCCAGGCUUGCUGGCAGGCUAGGGGAACAGGAUGGUGGAGUCGGAGGGAGCUACGAUCGUAGUGGUCCAGGUCAAGGAGGUGGGGUGCGGGACGAGGCGUGGGAUGAUGACAAGGCACGAAGAGAUGGGCGGAUGAGUAAUAGACGCCAUCGCUGAGCGAGAUCUUCAGCCGUUGAACAGUGGACCAAUGUUGGAGUUGGGACUGGCGUGCUUAUAAUUGAGUCAUCGCAUGAUCAUGGUACUAUAAUGUGGAUGUGUCUGAACUGCAUCCAUGCUUGUGAAUGCUGUUACAAGUGGAUACGGUACUAGAGCACUACUGGAAAGUAUCACUGUUAGAUUCGCUAAAUCUGUAAGGCCAUUUGAACCAGAUAAUGCUGGGCUGCUUUACAAG
This is a messenger RNA of Closterium sp. NIES-67, 4194 nucleotides long. Lineage: Eukaryota; Viridiplantae; Streptophyta; Zygnematophyceae; Desmidiales; Closteriaceae. The record is from the annotation of a GenBank genome assembly.